This is a messenger RNA of Betta splendens (Siamese fighting fish), 2277 nucleotides long. Its product is annotated as ras-related protein rab7-like. Gene Ontology annotation, cellular component: lysosome; late endosome; phagocytic vesicle. The record is from RefSeq and is a predicted model, not a curated record. Lineage: Eukaryota; Metazoa; Chordata; Actinopteri; Anabantiformes; Osphronemidae. Bases 439 to 1062 code for a protein of 207 amino acids. Gene Ontology annotation, molecular function: GTP binding; GTPase activity. Gene Ontology annotation, biological process: phagosome-lysosome fusion; endosome to lysosome transport. The transcript has 7 exons.
GGAGAGGAAGUGAAAGGGGAACAGAGACGCUGAGGAUAGCAGGGAGAAGGUAGCUAGCUCGCUGUCAGGCAGCCGCUCAAUUAACGUGCCAAAUUUAUCCAGCUGUUCCCGUUGCUGCCUCGCCACGUUAAGCAGGUUUUUGUUAAUAUCUACAUUAAGGGCACCGGGUUUAGGUAACAAACUGAAACGGCGCAGUGCUAAAUUAACGCUUGCUACCGAGUUUCGUGCCAGCUAGCUAGCUAGCUAACACAACGCCUAGCUAGCCACUAACGCUAGUUAUCCUGAACAAUAACAGCUGGUUAGCUCGCAGACAGGUCUGACGCGGCAAGAGGUCUCCGCUGUGUUACGAGUUUAAAAGCCCGGUUGGCAAAAACAAGGCCCGGACUGUGGCUCCUCUGGGUCGUCUCCAAGAGGAAGGGAAGCCGGGGAGCUGAAGACAUGACUUCCAGGAAGAAAGUGCUGUUGAAAGUCAUCAUCUUGGGAGAUUCUGGUGUUGGGAAAACCUCUCUAAUGAACCAGUAUGUGAACAAGAAGUUUAGUAACCAGUACAAAGCUACAAUAGGAGCGGACUUCUUGACCAAGGAGGUGAUGGUGGAUGACCGGCUUGUUACAAUGCAGAUAUGGGACACAGCUGGCCAAGAGAGGUUUCAGUCAUUGGGUGUUGCAUUUUACCGUGGAGCAGACUGCUGUGUACUAGUGUUUGAUGUGACUGCCCCCAAUACCUUCAAGACACUUGACAGCUGGAGGGAUGAGUUUCUGAUCCAGGCGAGCCCCCGAGAUCCUGAAAACUUCCCCUUUGUGGUUCUAGGCAACAAGAUUGACUUAGAGAAUAGACAGGUAACCACCAAAAGGGCGCAGGCAUGGUGUCAGAGUAAGAACAACAUCCCCUACUUUGAGACCAGUGCAAAAGAAGCCAUUAAUGUAGAGCAGGCAUUCCAGACAAUUGCACGAAACGCCCUCAAACAGGAAACAGAGGUAGAGCUGUACAACGAAUUCCCAGAGCCCAUUAAACUGGAUAGGAACGACAGAGCUAAAGCUUCAGCUGAAAGCUGCAGCUGCUGAAGGACAACUUGUGGACCAUCUUCUCUUGGCUUAAUCCCAGGGAAAUUGCUUCCCUGCUGGUCUUCCUCCUUCACAUCAUUUUUCAUUUCAUCGACACAGCCCCUCACAGUUCGCUGCACAUGGAUGUGUGUGCCCCCCACACCCCCGUUUACUAGUACACAUAUUAAUAUACUAGUGUACUCUUGUAAAAUAAGCUGAGCAAUGCAGUGCCCAAAGAUCACAUAAGAGAAGAAUGACACCCCUUCUGUGACCUUACAGUCUCUGACAUGAUAGUGCGGCUAGUGAAUGAUGAUUUGUCCUGCCUGCCUGUUAGUCUGACUGUGGCACCAAGGGGGCAAGAUGGAGCCAUGUUCAGAGGAGGGAGCUCUUGAUGGACUGGCUGAUGUUCUGUAACAUGAGACACUGUUGGCUAAUGUCAGCAUCCCAAGUAUCUUGUACUCUUUCUGUUUCACUUGCUUUUUGUUGCCUGUCUGUCAUGAAGUAAUCAAGUUAAACUAUAUAGAAAUAUAUAUAUAAUAUAAAUAUAUUUUAAUUGGCUUGUGCUAUGCUCUCAAGGCAUUCUGAAACACUUCUUUUGCACUUUUUUUUUGCCAUGAAAUGUGGGAUGACUGAUUUUGGGCAACGCCUGCUACCACAUGCCUUCUGGUAAUCUUGAAAGUAUAUGUACUCACGAUUUCCCUAUUAAAUAUCGCCUGAGAAUUAGUUCAACACUUUAGUGAUUGUCUUGCCUUUUCCCUUCGAAGUUGUGCGUCAAUACCUCGCACUGCAGAAGAAAUGUUCAUAACUAGACAAUUAAAAACUGAUAACGCAAUCAUUUGUAAGACAUGCAUUAAUAUUUGCCUUUUAUGUAACAUUACAUUAUGUGUACUAUUACUGCUGUGUGUGUUAUGUACGUCAUCAAACAUGUUUCAGCACUAUGGAAUUACCCACCACCACAGCACAACCUGUCUUCUAUCAUGUCUUUGUUAUUGCUCUUCUCCCCAUCUGCUUGUAGCUCAGGUUGGUUCAGUACUUAAUAUUUUUAACAGAUUGUGUAUUAUGGUGUAUAGAUGGUAAAGGUGAAAGGCUGAUGAACAGAAAUGGAUGUGCUUUCCAUUUGAAAAAAGAUCCAACUUUUGCCCUGGUAUUACUCCUUCUCCUUAUAAAAAACUAUUACCACGAUACCAAUGAUGUUAUCGAAGAAAAUUGGGGCGUCAAAUAAAACUCUUGAAUAUA